AUGGAUGUCGAAAGAGCCAACCUUCUUCGUCGAAUAAAGGAAAAUGAGAUUCAAGAACUAGUGGUGACAAAGAUCGUCGCACGUCUCAUUUGCAACUCUCCUCAAGAUUUGGUGUCAGCUCUUCAACAGAACACCAGCAUUGAAAACUGCAGUGUCAUUCUUAGAGUUUUGAACCCUGAGCAAAUUCAAUGGGAGCAACAAGUGGAGUUCCUGCAAGCCAUUGCGUCACUAGCAUCACUAAAGGAAUUCAGGUUCGCGACAACCUCAAGUGGCUUCACCGAUUCGGCGCUUCGAUUAUUGACAGUGGUUCUGAAUGGGUGUUCUAGGUUGGAGAAAUUGACAUUGCAGACAAUUCAACCGAACCAUGAUGGACUGACAUCAGAAGUAUUCACCAAUGGAGCAGGACUGUUGUCUGAAUUCCGUGGCACCCUCUCCAAGCAAGCUAGUCUUGAAACUCUGUCGUUGGAUGGAAUAGACGAACGAUUCGACCUUGGUGGAGUCAUGGAAGUUCUCCAGUCGUUGCCGUCUAUCAGGCACGUGUAUCUCAAAGCGCAAGCAGUGACCAAUCGAUACGAUAGAGACACUAUGAAAUGUUUUCUCCAAUCUCGAGCUGCUGGUGCAAGUACAUUGUCCCUCAAGCGAUUCCUAAUGCCAGACAUUUUGAGCCCCUACUUUUCACUUUUGGCAACCAACAGCACUCUUUUGGACUUGUGCCUAGAGCAAGUGGGAGUUAAUGGAGAAGGUUGUGGUACUUUGGCGCAGUCGCUGUCGCAAAAUUCAACGCUGGAGAGGUUGAGCUUGGCUUACAACGGAUUGUCUGAUGUAGCUGGAUGUAUCCUGUUUUCAUCAUUGAAGAGUAACGCUGGAUUGACUGAUCUCAAUAUUGCUGGCAAUUUCCUUUCGACAGAUUCAUGUCAAGCGCUAGCGGACUUGCUAGGAGACCCUUCUUCGCUCUCAGUGUUGGCCAACUUGAACCUUGCUCAGAACAUUCUAAUUCGGGAUGACGGCGCUUGCAUCAUAGCUUCAGCACUUGCGAGUGACAAAAGGAUCAGACACUUGAACCUUUCUGAGAUGAGACUAAGCAAAAUCACGUCUGCCAUUUUGGAAACUAACCUUGCUUCGAAUCAUACAUUACAGCGACUGAACUUUUCAAAGAACUCACUAGGGGAAUCCGGCGCUGCUCAUAUGGCGAACCUUUUGCGAGACAACAGGACGCUCCUUCAUCUAAAUCUAAGUGAUACCAAGAUUGGUCCCAAAGGAUCAGAAGCACUAGCGAAAACUCUUACCGAAGACAAUGACACUCUGAUCUCCUUAAAUUUGGGAGGGAACAGUAUGAUACUCUAUCCAAGGUACCUCGAAGCUAUGAUUCUAUCCAACUGCACCCUUCAGCACUUGUGGUUGGCUUCCCAUCUAUUGGAAAAUGACAGUCCUAUACCAGCCUUUCUAAAAUUGAAUAAGUUUGGAAGAAGUCGAAUGCUACAAGAAAGGAACAAUUCAUUGCUCUGGAAAUCAGCUCUAGUCGAAUUUGCAUCGGAUUUAGGUGUAUCUUACUACCUCCUUCGAAUGAAUCCGGCUAUAAUCUCUUGGAUAUAG
Molecule: messenger RNA, 1593 nt
Organism: Cylindrotheca closterium
Lineage: Eukaryota; Bacillariophyta; Bacillariophyceae; Bacillariales; Bacillariaceae
Source: the annotation of a GenBank genome assembly